Vicia faba (fava bean) is the source of this 462-nucleotide messenger RNA. The record is from the annotation of a GenBank genome assembly. Lineage: Eukaryota; Viridiplantae; Streptophyta; Magnoliopsida; Fabales; Fabaceae.
UUGAAGGUCGCUCUGGAACGCUCCGAGGGGAUGUUCCGAGAGCAGACCGCGAUGCUCGAUGCUGAGAGGGAGAUGUUGACCCUGGAGAAGGAGAAAUCGGGGAAGUUGACUGAGGAAGGGGAGCUUCUUCGGGCGGACAGGGAUCGUCUGGCGGCCGAAGUCGAGCGCUUGGGUAAACAGGUCGAGGAAAUGAAUGCUACCCUGCAACCUGCCGAAGAUGAGCCCGAGGACAUAGUAGCUUUGAAGAGUCGGGCGGAGCUUGUCGCCCACAUCCGACUCCUCGAGGUGGACUGCGUCGGUGCCCUGGAGGAUAGGUUCAAUUCUGCGGUCGAUCAGCUCUCCUUGCUAAACCAUGGCCUGGUCACUGUGGGUAUCGGUCACACACACCGGAUUGUAGGUGGCGUGAUCGUUCCUCCGCCCGACUCACCUAGCGCCGACAAUGAUGAUUCCGUGGAAGUCUGA